Adineta steineri is the source of this 1269-nucleotide messenger RNA. Lineage: Eukaryota; Metazoa; Rotifera; Eurotatoria; Adinetida; Adinetidae. The record is from the annotation of a GenBank genome assembly.
AUGGCAGAUGCAUUUCUCUUUCUUACCGAUGGUGGUCGUCCAAGUCUGACUCAAAAUCAAAUAGAUUUACUUAAAGAAAUACAAGAUGGAAAUCAACAUUAUGAAGGAAUGAAACGUGCAUUCGGUAUUGUUACAAAACUUGAUUAUUGUCAUACUUCAGAUCAGUUUAAUGAACAUUUCAGAAAAGCACGACAGGAAUUAGUGAAUAAAGGAUUCAAAGAAGAUCAUAUUUUCGCCGUUUGUUCCAUCAUUAACCUUCCAGAAGGAAAUCCUGAAAAACAUCAAACAAUCAUUAACAAAAUCAAAAAUUUCAAUGAUCUACAAAACGGUUUUCAACAUAGUAAAGAAGCAUUGAAUCGAUUUAUUGAAUUUGAAUUACCAAAAACCCAUUUAAAUCAACUAAUUGAUUUGGGAUGCAAUAAACUUGGCCGAUACGCGAUAGAGGGUCAGUCGAAUGCAAAAAACCUUUUUCCACCAGGCAUCAAUCCAGACGACGAAACAUCGUGUCAUGAUUACUACAAACAGGAAACUGAUGAAAAAUGGGAUGAAAUUUAUCAUCGAGAUUUUUUUCAACUAACAUUUGAUAAGGCAAAUAUUUGGCAGAAGAAAAUGCUAGUGCUACAACGUAUGCAAUUUAUUGAAGAAGUGAAACGAAGAUUUCACGAAUCUUUUGAUAGUCUAACAAAAAGUUUUAUUGAAUGUCCUGUUGACAUGCACAACGAGAUGAUGAAACAAUAUAGUUAUACUGCCUUGCAUUCUACUUCUCAACCUAUUGACGAUCGAUUACGUGAAGAUUUAUCAUUUAAAUUAGAGACAUUUGUUUCACAAACCGUGAAUACCUUAGCACGAUAUUUAUAUGAUGAAUACGUUAACAAAUUAGAGAGAAUUCUUAAUGAAAUCAGUCCUGAAGAAAACGAUGAUCUUUAUCGUACACAGAGAUUAUCCUAUGAUAUAUGCAAACACGAGAUACGUGCUAUCGUACUACACACUUGUCGUCCAAUUAUAACCGCAACAUUACGGUUUUCACAUUCGGAUAAAGAUUGUAGAUGUUCCGCUGUUAAUGAACUGAUACGAAUUGCACCAACUAUUGCGUGUCAUUUAUGUGAAGUCAACAGCAGUACAAAUGAAAGUGUAACAACAAAUCUGAAGACUUGGGCACCAGUGCUUAAACAAGGUAUUGAAUAUGCAUUGGGAUUCUGUAGUAAAACUGGUGUUCAAAAUACGAUUGCGUCAGAAAUUUUCAAAUUCGCACUCAAAAAAUUCUUGUGA